GCUUCAUUAACUACUGGUUCACUUGAGGUUGAUUCACAUGACAGAAGCAUUAUAGAAAUGUGGGCAUGCUAUGGUAACAAGUCUAGCUCCUGAAUCCUGCUCAAUAGAUACAACUGUGAAUAUGGACCUGCACAUUGAGUUUUGCACGACUGUUGUAUUCGGGGUGAGCUGUCUGCAUCAAUUCGCUUGGAAUCGGAGGCAAAGAGAUGAUCCCAAAUAGUAAGCCUAAUGAAAGACGUGAUUCAAAAAGGAGGGAAGCUGGAACGGCAAAACGCAGACUCGGUUUUUAAAGGUUAAGAAGAGCAGGAUUAAAUCUACAUAGAAUGUAGCCAAAUAAACUUUCCUUACAUAGCUUGGCGCAGACACAUCGGAUAGAGACGGGCCUCAGUUGAUGAGCUUGGUACGAAGAUCGACGAGAGUCGUGUUAUGGAGGUUGAGACGUGCACCUUUCUUUUGCGUCGCAAUCCGUGGUGACAUCGCCUCGCGGACAUUGAAGCAUCCGAAUGGAACGCAUUCUAAACGGAGCGGAGUUGAGGAGAUUAGGGUUGUUGGUGUGAAGGAAGAAUUCAUGAGUGGAUGGGGAUCGUGUCGCUUGCAAUGUUAGGAAUACGGUGGACAGGUGGACUGGUGGAUAGGUGGAGCUCAUGAAAUUGCGAUUUGUAGCGUGAGGUUCAUUUGGAGGGGUUUGGUACUGGAGAAAGGCUUUGGUUGUGGUGUUGUUGGAAGAUCAAGAAGUACACGGGUGAAGGAGGUUGGGUUUACAGCUGAUUGGGCAAUGGCACAGGGAACGUCGUUGCUGGCAGCGUGCGGAGGUGAAACAGUAAAGUUGUUUGAUGUAUCCAUAGAGACAGGGGACCCCUGCACGUUCCAGUACACUCCUUCUCCGGGAUAUCAAGUCAAUUGCGUGCGAUGGAACCACACCAAUUUGGUGGUGGCAAGUGCUGGAGAAGACUGCAAGAUUUCCUUAUGGAUGAAAAAUGGUCAAACAGUAGGUGUUGUACCUCAACCGGGUGAAGGAACGGAUGACAAUAUCGAUGAAUCUAUUUUAGGAAUUUGUUUCAGCAGUAAAGGGUCGCGGUAUCUUGGCUCUGGAGGAACUGGUAAGAUCGUCCGUAUUUGGGAUCUUCAAAGAAGGAGAUGCAUCAAGUGGUUGAAGGGUCACACCGAUACUAUCACCGGUGUUAUGUACAAUUGUAGGGAUGAACACUUAGCCUCCAUCAGCAUAAAAGGUGACCUGAUCGUACAUAGUCUUGCAUCAGGAACCAGGGCAGCAGAACUUAAAGAUCCUCAUAAUCAGGUUCUCAGAGUUAUGGAGUACUCUCGAUUGAGUAGGCAUCUUCUACUUACCGCUGGUGAUGACGGCACUGUCCAUGUGUGGGACACCACUUCACGUAGUCCCAAGGUAUCUUGGCUGAAGCAGCAUUCAGCACCUACUACAGGGCUCUGCUUCUCACCAACAUCUGACAAGAUGAUUGUGAGUGCUGGACUAGACAAGAAGUUAUAUACAUAUGAUCCUGGUGUCAAAAAGCCUGUGUUCUGUGUACCAUAUGAAGCUCCCUUUGCAUCUUUGGCUUUUAGGGAUGAUGGCAACACCUUGGCAGCUGGUACCAAUAGUGGCCGAGUUGUGUUCUAUGAUUUGCGGGGUCGGCCCCAGCCUUUCACAAUUCUGCGGGCUUAUGGUGCUUCGGAGGCAGUGACAAGCUUGAGUUGGCAACGGUCUAAUCCAAUUUCUGUCAAAGACACAAGAUCUGGAGAGUCUGCUCUUUUAGGUAACAGCAAUGAAGAAUCCGUGCUUAUGCCAGAUCCCCUUCCUGCUGGCACCAGGGGACGGACAACAUCUGCUGCUCCACCUACUAAAUCUAGCAUUCGUAUCAGUUCAUUUUCAGGUCAGGUACCUUCUUCAGCUCCUGGGGGGCCUUCAGGUAACUCAAGGCCAAAGUCAGCAGGAGGAGAUGUUACACCUUAUUCUUCCAUGCGAGCAUGGGGAAAUAAUCCAAUUUCUAGACUUCAAACUCCUUGGAUGAAUGCAUUCAACUCCGGAAACGAUGAUAUGGAGGUGUUCUCACCUCUCGUUGAUGUACAACCCAUUACUCCAUCAGUUACAGGUUAUUGGGAUGAAGGGGGUGCUGGAGAUGGGUUUAAUAAGGAUAUGGCAUCUCUUGGUGGGGAUAAGAGAACAACUUGGGGUACUUCUUCAGUUCGGCGGUUUCCCAACAUUAAGGACGUGAAGGAGGAUGUUAGGGAGUCUCGAGACUCUCGCGAUUCAAGCGUUUCACGGAGGCCUUCUCUAGGAACACGGCAGGAUGACUUAAUGUCAGUUACUCCUCCUCCUGGGAUAUCUAGUGGGUUGGACCGAUCUCCAUCUACAACACCUCCAGAGGCAUGGGGUGGUGAACCUUUGGAAAGGGGGGGCCCAAGGCAAUCAACCAUGUCCAGGUUUGCUUCAACUACAGAGCUUCCAUCGUCCCGUUUUGAUUCACUGGCAACUCCUGCAGAUUACAGACUACCAGCUUCCACCAAGGGUGAUGUUCCGUUGCUUCGAUCCCUAGAUCAAGAUUCGUCUCUACCUCUAACACAUGGUGUGGGUCAUCAGUCAGCAACGGUGCCAGCCAGCGAUUUUGAAGCAGCAACUUUAGCUGCAAACAGAAAGUUAUUGUCUUACGAGGCACGAGAUCUUAACUCAAGCUUUUCACGAUCUCUGCCUGGGUCCCUUCCCGGGUCUGCUGGGUAUUCAGUAUCACCAAAACAAAGAAAGUCAGCAUUGGACAGGCGAGAGGGGAAGGGGGGGGUUUCUGGAAGUUCUGAUGGAAAGAAAGACUCUGAGAAUGAUGCGUUAAGGUCAGAUGCAGCCGGUUCCACAGGGGCCACAUCACCUGUAUCAAACGGUCAUGCUUACGAAAGUGCGCGAAGAGCUCAAAUUUCACAUGAGCAACAUCAACAACAGCAACGGGUAGGAGCCACUGGUUUCGCUUUGCAGCUGGUGCAAAGAGGCCUGGAAGAAAGUCUUGGUGCAGUUCAACGAGCGAUUCAUGAAGAGGUCAAAAAUUUGCACUUGGAGCUUCUUCGGCAAUUCCAUAUCCAGCAGAUGGAGAUGGGGAAAAUGAUGAAUUCAUUUUUAGCAAAGCAAGCGGAGCUCAAUGAGGAGAUCAAGGCUCUUCGUAGGGAAAAUCAACAUCUUCGAGAUCUUUACUAACAGUAUUUUAUAUGGCGCAGCUUACUCAUUGAGCCAACUAACUUAGGUUUCAGAAAGUUUUGAAUAUGGUCAAACCUUAUAUAUCACCCAUGGUACGAAUGUAUAGGGGAGGAUUUACCAUUGUAUUCAUUGUGUUUCCCUCAGCAGAAGUUGCUCAAAGGCAUGAGACUGUAGGCUGUGAAGAUGUUUACGAAUGUACUGAAUGACAUCAACAUAUUGAUUUAUUUAGUUUUUUUCUGGGGA
Physcomitrium patens is the source of this 3436-nucleotide messenger RNA. Lineage: Eukaryota; Viridiplantae; Streptophyta; Bryopsida; Funariales; Funariaceae. The record is from RefSeq and is a predicted model, not a curated record.